Oncorhynchus kisutch (coho salmon) is the source of this 685-nucleotide messenger RNA. Its product is annotated as small nuclear ribonucleoprotein Sm D3-like. Gene Ontology annotation, molecular function: RNA binding. Bases 146 to 532 code for a protein of 128 amino acids. The transcript is spliced from 4 exons. The record is from RefSeq and is a predicted model, not a curated record. Lineage: Eukaryota; Metazoa; Chordata; Actinopteri; Salmoniformes; Salmonidae. Gene Ontology annotation, biological process: RNA processing; spliceosomal snRNP assembly. Gene Ontology annotation, cellular component: spliceosomal complex.
CUUUCUCAAGUUGCAUUCUGGGUAGUCGGAAAACGCACAAAGUGUUCUCGCUGCUCGUUCAUUCAUUCGUCGCACGUUGGGUAAGCUUGAAAUACAGAACUCAAGAAAGAUCAACUUCGUUCCCGUUGAAAGGACCCUUGGAAAUAUGUCCAUUGGCGUGCCCAUCAAAGUUCUGCAUGAAGCAGAGGGCCACAUUGUGACCUGUGAGACCAACACUGGUGAAGUGUACAGGGGCAAGCUCAUUGAGGCUGAGGACAACAUGAACUGCCAGAUGUCCAAUAUCACUGUGACGCAUCGUGAUGGCCGUGUAGCCCAAUUGGAGCAGGUCUAUAUCCGGGGCAGCAAGAUUCGCUUCCUGAUCCUACCGGACAUGUUAAAAAACGCCCCUAUGUUAAAGAGCAUGAAAAACAAGAACCAGGGAUCUGGAGCAGGAAGGGGGAAGGCAGCCAUUCUCAAAGCUCAGGUGGCUGCAAGAGGACGGGGUCGUGGUGGAGGGAUGGGAAGAGGAACCAUUUUCCCGAAAAGGCGGUAGUAUCUGCGUUGGUUAGUUUAAAACGAUUGCAUUGUACAGUUUCUUUUUAUCUUUAGAGAAUUUGGCACUCUACUUGAUCUAAUUAUUUUGCUAGCUUUUUGACAUUGUACUUUUUCUUUUUUCUUAAAUAAAUUGUUCUCCUGUCAAUUUGAA